Molecule: messenger RNA, 1331 nt
Organism: Labrus bergylta (ballan wrasse)
Lineage: Eukaryota; Metazoa; Chordata; Actinopteri; Labriformes; Labridae
Source: RefSeq, a predicted model, not a curated record
CAUUAUAGAACAGAAAGGCUAAUGACAAAGCAGAGAAUACAAAGUGGACAGAGAGCAUGGAGCUCCAGAAAGCUGAAGGGGAAGUAGAGGUUAGUCAACUUAGACAACAAAUCCUGGACCAAGAGGCUCUGCUGGUUGAACAACAAGAACAGCUGGAAGGGUUGGAAGGAGAAGUGGAAACACAACAGAAGACGAUUGACGAUCUAACCUUUCAGAAAUCACAACUUGAGCAUGACGUUCAGCAGUAUAGCACCAGGUUAGACAUAGCAGUUAAAGACAAAGCUGCCAGCGACGAGGAAUUAAGCCAUGCGAAACAGCUGAUAGAGCAGUUAGAGGCCAAGUGGGCGCUCACUCAGGCAAACCUAGAGGACAUCUUAAAGAAAACAAAUGAAGAUCAGGAAAAACAAGGCCCCCAGCUUCAGAGGUUGUUGCACAUUGAGGAAAACAUUGAGGAACAGUUGCAAAGUGAAGUCCACUCUGUGGUAUCAGAGACAGUUCACAGUGAGUUAUCUGCAGUUAGAGAAAAUGAGAGAAAGAUGGGAGAAGCCCUUCAGCAGAAACAGGAGGAGCUAGACUUGGUGCAGAAAAAGGCAGAGAUGGCUGAAGAGAAAGCAGAAAGUUAUAAAAAGCUGUUGGAUGACAGCAAUAACAGGGUGAAGAAACUGCAGAUGGACAUGGAAAAUGAAAGGAGUACCAUGAGGCAGAAAAUAGAGGAUGUCCAGCAGGAAGCACAGAACAUGAAGAAAUCCAUCUAUGAACUUCAGGAGGAAAUCAGAUCUCUCCAGAGAGAAAAGUCUUCGUUGGAGCAAAGCACAUUUUUCCAAAGCACCGAGGUGGAAGGUCUCAAAGAGCAGCUGAAAAUCACACAAGGAGAGCUGCAUAAGAAAAGCUCUGUGGAGCAGGACAAUGUUUUUAAAAUCAACAACUUGGAAGAGGAGGUAACUUCAAAGCAGGCCGUAAUAGAUCAGCUGAAGUCUAAAUGCAACGAGCUUACGAGGAUAAACGUCUCGUCUGAUAGUGACGUAAGAGGCCUUCAGAGCCAAACAGAGUCGCUGGAAAAAGAACGAUCAUUUUCCGAGCAAAAGAUCAAGUCCUUAAAGAGCGAGAUAGAGAGCUGGAAACAGCAGCUUCAAGCGGCUAACGAUGAAAAUAACUCAAUGAGGAGAUCCGAUCAGGCGUCGCAUCUCAAAUGCAAGAACCUCGAGGCAGAAAUUCAAAAAAGUGAAUUAGUUGCUGUACAGCUGCAGAAAACGGUAGAUGAGUUGAGGCAGAUGAAUACAGAAUGGAAAAUAAUCUGAAGAACGCGAGACUUAAACUCGAUCAGGUGAAGA